AUGUCAUUUAACGACGGGCGCCGCUACGGCCAUGUGCCCCCGGCGCAGUAUCCCGUCCAGAACACACAAUCGCAAGACCCCGCCCGUCGGUCCAGCUUCCACCGUGGCGACGACUCAAGCUUCCUUGAUCAGCAGGGCAACGGCAUGGUUCGCGGCGAUGAUGAGCUUUUUGUUUCCAGUCCGGUUGAGACCCAUAACUCGGCGAGCACGAGACCGACGACAGGCUACGGUGCUACCGCAAACGUUGGCAUGGCUGGCUACCAACACCAGUACCAGGCGCCGCCUACGCCAACAUCCUACAACCCUGCACAAUUCGCAACACAACCGUUGUCCACGGCUGGCUUUGGCAGGUCUUUGAGCACAAACCAGGUACCCAGCACUGCUAGAUCCUCCUACAACACGCCGGCAUCCCCCACGUACGGCACCCUCGCGUCGCCAACAAGCUACACUCCCCAGGCCUACAACCCAGCUGCGUAUGCGAACACCCGCACAACGGCCGCUCCACAGAGGCAGGCGACAUAUCACGGCUACAACAACUAUACCCCCAACUAUAAUCCUGCAGCCCCUCUCCAGCCAUCCUCAGCUUCUGCCACCCCGACCUACGGAUACGGGUCACCACAGGCACAACAGAUCGCCCAGCCAUCCUAUGAGCAACCGGCGAGCAACCAUCAGUACAGGUCGUCAAAUGCAUCGAAUUACUCCCAGCACUCGUCAAAUGCCUCCUACUCUUCUCAGUACAGCGCCCCCUACGGCUCUCCGGCUUAUCCCAGCUCAUACACGGGAAGCAACAACGCGUAUGGGGGUGGUUAUUCGACAAAUGGGGGUGCAUCUUCAUCAAGCCCUUACCCGGCCGGUGCUUCACAGGUGCCAUACCCCAUGGAUGAUCAAAUACCAGUAGGGCCGAACUACUCCUCCGAAAGCCUUAAUCGUCCACGGUCUACUUCACAGAGCUCUCCUCUACCCUCGCCGCAGUAUCAACCACCUCUGCCCUCAGGAGGGGGUCUUCAACGACACCCAACAAACGCGCCGCUGCCGAACAGACCAAUGGACGAUGUACCAGAAGAGUGGGACCCAAGCGGGCCGACUGUUGAUGACGGCCGCCUCACUCAAGAUAACCUGCUCCGGGAGAUAGAGGCCGAUCUUGGGAUGCUGCAGCAUUCAACCUCGCAGGCAUCGUCAUCUCACUCUAGGCGGCCAAGGCCGAUCAACGGCAACAUAUCUGAUGAUGAGAGGAAUCUUCUUCGGGAGUCGCGUCUCGCCGAGAGCCAGGGUCCCUUUAGCACUCAUGAGUUGAGCUCCGCAUUGAGGGAAGACACCCGAUUCCAGCAGGGUUCAACACUUGCCCCGCCAGCAGCACCGCCGGAUGACAGUCUCAGUGAUAAUGAAUGGGCUGGUGCCAUGGCUUUCGGCGGCAUGGAUCUGGGGUCUUUAGGCGGAGGUUACGCAGGGACCUUGUCCUACGAUAACAACAUCAGCUCUCCUCCAGCUGACAACCAAUCCGGUACGUUCGCAGACGCCGAUGUAGAUUUUGGGGGUACUGGUGGUCUUCAGUCGGCUUCACUCGCGCGCGCCCCAAGCUUUGAUCAGGGUGAUGAAGAGGUGUCUGUUCGAUCCAGAAGAAGUGGGAGCGAGUCGCCCUAUAAGGAGGAUGAUAACUUCGACAUGCCUGAUAUGUUCUACCAUCCGGGUCUAUCGAGCAGGCCGCUUCCAGCGAUCCCGCCAACUGGUUCCGAUAGCAGUUCGAUGAUCUCAGCCCACCCCUCCACCCGGUCACAGCACCACGGCUACUCCCAGAGCAUCGACGCAGCUCCUGGUCUUCAUAAUCAACUCCAGCAGCAACAGCAGCAAGUCGAGCGAUCAAUAUCAUUAUCUAACCACAGCAGCACCCCAACCGUAACUUUGCCCGGUCGAUCGAGGACGGAUGCCGCAGAGGAGAGAAAGAAAGCACACAGGACCAUGGCCCAACAGGCACAGAUGUCUAGCGCGGCUAGCAUACCCUACGACGGGUUUGAAAGCGCGACACCGUCUUCUACGGUCACUUAUGAUGCCAUCACACUUCCUACUGGGAGACGACGCAAAUUUGUACCUGCCAAGUUGACCUCUGGCGAUCUUCGUCGCUGCGCGGAGCCGUGGGCUCUCAGCGGUAUUGCUACUUGGAUCCGUGAGAUGGCUGAAGGCGAGCCGGAUCUCAAGCAGAAGACCAUUGAGGAGGGUCUCAUCAAGUUGUUCACUACCAAGGUCCCGACCAUGAAUGUUGCCGAUGCGGAAACAUUGGCCAGCAAGGUGUUUGACAGGAUGUUGUCUGCAGGCAUCAUAAUUCGCGAGGAAGAAUGGGUCAAGUUUGGUCCCGGGACCAUAUCUGGUGUGCUUACGCAGCUUACUGGCCACGGCUGCUACGCGGCCAAGCUCCACGACGAAGAGAUUCCAGGGAGAUGCUAUAGCUAUUACUGCACGAGAACGCUCAAGAAGGCCAAUCUGGACGACCUAAUGUCAGGAGAGACCAUCAAGAAGACAGACUGGAAGGAGUAUCACAACCUCACGGAUACAGUCAUGAUUUCUCGAGGAAAGAAAGAGGUUGAGCGUCAGAAUAAUUUGCAUGAGAUUGUGUACAGCGAGGAGGUCUUUAUGAACCAUAUGGAGGUUCUUCGUGUGCUGUACAAGGAGCAGCUCAAGGCAUGGCAGCCGCCCAUCAUCACUCCAAACAGGCUGGGCAAGUUUAUCGACAACGUCUUUGGCAAGGCCGAGGCCGUGCAGCAGACAAACAAGGAGUACUUGCUCGCGCAACUCAAGUACAGGCAAGCGGAGCAAGGUCCAUGGAUUCAUGGCUUCAGUGACAUUUUCCGCGAGUGGAUUCGCAAGGCCAGAGAGCCGUAUAUUGCAUUCUCGGCAUCGUACCCUUAUGCUCAGUUCCUAGUCCGGCGUGAGAAGGAUCGCAACGUGCUUUUCCGGCAAUUCCUUGACCAUGUGCGCAGCCACCGAAGAUCCGAGAGGCUGGGCUGGGAUACCUACCUCAAAGCGCCCAUCACACGACUGCAACGAUAUUCUCUACUGCUUCAGACGGUUCACAAGAACUCGGUCAAGGAUGACGAGGAGAAGGCAAACCUGGCUAGAGCCAUCGAGGAGAUCAAGGCGGUGACCAUGGAGUGUGACAAGCUUGUGGAUGACAUGACGAGACAAGUGGCGCUCAUAGAGCUCCAGUCCUCACUAGUUCUACGCCCUGGAUUCCAGUCCAAGCUCAACCUUGACCACCUGGGCCGCGAGCUCAAGAUGCAAGGAGACCUGCAACGUAUGGGAUCUCGAGGUGUGCGUUGGGUUGAGACGCAUGCGUUGUUAUUUGACCACUACUUCAUUCUAGCCAAGAUCAUCCCGAGCAAGGAUGGGCGGAGUGAGAAGAAAUACGAUGUGUCGAAAGAGCCUAUACCAAUGCCUCUAUUGUUCCUCGAGAGUAUGAAUGAUGAUCCGGUUUCGAAACAAAAGGGCAUAACUGCUCCACUCAACCGUGCAGCACCAACAGCUGGGUCAGGGACUCAGUUGAACAAGGUCAUGUCAAACGGUGGUGAUCGCCCAGGCCUCGAACACUCGAAUACGAGCUCCUCUGCCUCAUCGAUGCAGCCUGUCACACGUCUCAACACGACCAACUCGUAUGAGGAGGGCAAGAUCCUCUACCCAUUCAGGGUCAAGCAUCUGGGUCAUGAAGUCUAUACGCUAUACGCCACAACAGCGCAGAACCGACAGGAGUGGUGCAACCAACUGAUCGAGGCCAAGACAAACUAUGCCAGGGCAUUGCACGCACAAAAUGCCGAGCCUUUCCGGCUGCGUGUUGUGGCCGAUGGUGCUUUUGCUUACGAUUCCAUCUCGGCCAUGGGGAGGACAGCAGGAGUGCCAAUCCGUGGAACGCCCCUGGAUCGGGCUAUAAGAGAAAUGGAGCAGGUCUACGGGCCUGGCCGGGGUCCCGCAGCAGUAUGUCGGGCACAGGUCAACUGUGCGACGGCAUUCAAUGCCUACAACAAGUCGAUCAUUGCAAUCGGAACUGACUUUGGCGUGUACAUCUCGGAGGCCAGCAACCCGCGUGGGUGGACGCGUUCUGUGCAGAUAAGCAAAGUGACGCAGAUCGCCGUGUUGGAGGAGUUCUCGGUUUGUUUGAUCAUUGCCGACAAGUCGCUCAUCUCAUACCCUCUGGACGUCAUAGCUCCCGUAUCCAACUUCCCGGCACCGUCUCACGAUAACCCCCGCCGAGCCCCGGUGCGCCUAGCCAAGGAUGUCAGUUUCUUUGCAACGGCGCGUAUGAAGGAUCGGAUGUUAGUUUUCUUCAAGCGGAAAGAAGGAAUGCACAACACCUUCAAAGUUCUGGAGCCUGUGUUCCAAAAGUCGUCCGAAAAGAAGUCACGUCUUUUCGGCGGUAGGAAGGGAGGCUCAGGGACCACCGAGUACUUCCGUGAUUUUGACGAGUUUUAUCUCCCUACCGAGUGUUACUCGCUCAACCUGCUGCAAACGUACAUCGCAGUGUCCACAGCCAAGGGCUUCGAGCUUCUGACGCUUGACAAGAAGCAGACCAUGUCAAUACCGCGGGAUCUGACCCUGCCGGCCAUCGCCGACAUUGCGCAGCGCAUCCAGAGCCAGCGUCCCCUGGGAAUGUUCAAACUCAAUGAUCAAGAAUUCCUGCUCACUUAUGAGGACUGUGCCGUGUAUAUGGACAAGCAUGGCGAGGUAUCGCGGACGCUGAUCAUGGAAUACAGUGGCAAGCAAAAGAAAGCCCGCGCGGCCACCAUGUUUGGCCAGUAUUUGCUUCUCUUCAACGAAGACUAUGUCGAGGUGCGCAACGCGGAGAAUGGCCGUCUCAGACAGAUAAUCGCGGGUCGCGACGUCAGAUGUCUCGAUUAUGGUUAUCGCGGACCGACCGGGCCCGGGCAGGGCGUGGCCACAGGCGCACUGCCGAUGGACUCUCAAGGAACCGUCAAGAUCUGCAUGAGCCACCCCGAGGUCCCUGGUAGUCAGAUCGUCUUGGAGAUGGCGUUGAAUGAUGGACAUCUGGAGAAGUCAUGA
Messenger RNA from Pyricularia grisea, 5043 nucleotides. RefSeq lists its product as uncharacterized. Lineage: Eukaryota; Fungi; Ascomycota; Sordariomycetes; Magnaporthales; Pyriculariaceae. The record is from RefSeq and is a predicted model, not a curated record. Gene Ontology annotation, molecular function: guanyl-nucleotide exchange factor activity. The transcript has 2 exons. The coding region runs from base 1 to 5043 and encodes 1680 amino acids.